Molecule: messenger RNA, 2616 nt
Organism: Sitodiplosis mosellana (orange wheat blossom midge)
Lineage: Eukaryota; Metazoa; Arthropoda; Insecta; Diptera; Cecidomyiidae
Gene: sotv
Product: exostosin-2
Exons: 6
Coding region: 190-2310 (706 amino acids)
Cellular component (GO): membrane
Molecular function (GO): glycosyltransferase activity
Source: RefSeq, a predicted model, not a curated record
GAAUUCAGUGCAGAAACUGUAAACAUUUGUAGUUGACAGCUGAAAAAUAAAUCAAUUACAGAGUUAUUCCUCCUUUUUCACUGAAAAAACAAUUUUAUUUUAUUUAAAUAAUGUAAGGAUUUUGGAAUUUCCCUUAAACUAAUUGAUUUGGUGUCGAAGAAAUUGGGCGGUGUGCCAUUGCGUGCAAAAAUGUUGGUAAAAAAUAUAAUUCGUCAAAUAUUGAAUAACAAGUAUGAACGUGAGCAAAAAAUUUACUGUGUUGCGGUGUGCAUUGCAAUUUGGAUUGCAAUCAUUUAUGUGAUAAUAAUCUCAUCACCGAUUACCCAUGCCAACGAACGCAAUGAACGGAUUUCAUUGGAUUUGAGUAAUGUGGAAAAGUUUCGAUUGGAAACAGAUGCGGAGUUAACACGACGGAGAAAUGAGAACUGCUCGUAUUGGGAUUGUUUCAAUAUUUAUCGAUGUGGAGAGAGACUCUCGAUCUAUAUUUACCCAUUGGUGGAUUAUUAUGAUGCUGAAAAAUCAGAAGCAAAGUCGUCGUUGGCGGUUUUAAGCAAAGAAUUUUUCGAAAUUUUGAAAAUUAUCAUUGAAAGUCCGUAUUAUACAUCAGAUCCAAAAGAGGCAUGCAUCUUAGUACCCUCCAUUGACACACUCAAUCUAAAACAUAUCGAUCCAUCGACUGUUUCCAAAGCACUAGCCACUUUACCUUACUGGGAAAAUGGUGAAAAUCAUCUAUUGUUCAACAUCGUUUCGCCAGAGAGUGGAAUUGAAUCGUUCAACACCGACCGAGCCAUCGUUGCGGGCGCCAAUUUUGACAGCUGGACAUAUCGAACUGGAUUUGAUGUUGCCUUUCCCUUCCUGGGCUAUGUUAGAGAUGAAAAGAUGGUGUCAUUGAGCAAAGCAAGAAAUUCAUUCUGGUUGACGGUUUCAACAUUGAAUCUCAAUGAAGUUCAAUUAAGCACAAUGACUGACGUUGUCACGAAAAGUGAUCGAAAAAUCCUACUGCUGGAUAAGUGUCCGAAAAAUGUGCCAAACCGUGGAUCGAUUGGGGUUCGAUGUGCAUAUGGCACAAGCACCACAUAUGAUAUCAAAUCGGUUUAUGCACAAAGUCAAUUCUGCCUGAUUGCAAAAACGGAACGUUUGUUCGAAUUGAAUUUCAUCGAAGCACUAGCUGCUAAUUGUAUCCCAGUCAUAUUCGCUGAUAAUGUCAUUUUACCCUUCAGUGAGAUCAUCGAUUGGCAACUAGCCGUAGUUACGUUGCGUGAGGCCGAUUUACAGUCAAUUAAUCUAAAGCUGCGAUCGAUUUCCUUGGACAAAAUCGACGAGUUACAACGACAAGGUGGAUGGUUCUACGAACAAUACUUGGCAUCGAAUGAAAAAAUCGUCAAAACAAUGUUGGCCGAGUUGAAUGACCGUAUCUUUGCAUAUCGAGCCAAAUCGUACUUCGACUGGAAUAUGCCAGCUCAGCGUGUCGUACAAAAUCCAUUGUUUUUGUCACGAGUUGCACACAAAUCACAAGGAUUCACUGCCGUUAUUCUCACCUACGAUCGCAUUGAAAGCCUUUUUAAACUCAUUCAGAAGCUAUCGGUCGUUAUGUCAUUGCAGAAGAUUUUGGUCGUUUGGAAUAACGAAAAGGAAGCACCACCACACAUAUCCAUUUUUCCGAAGAUAAGCAAACCAUUGAAAGUUAUUCGAACUAAAGCAAACAAAUUAUCUAAUCGAUUUUAUCCGUAUGAGGAAAUCGAAACUGAAGCCAUACUCACGAUUGACGAUGAUAUCAUUAUGCUAACAGCAGAUGAAUUGGACUUUGGAUAUGAAGUGUGGCGUGAAUUUCCCGAUCGAAUUGUUGGUUUCCCAAGUCGAACUCACAUCUGGGACAACCAUACGUUGCGAUGGCGAUACGAGUCGGAAUGGACAAAUCAGAUCUCAAUGGUAUUAACUGGAGCGGCGUUCCAUCAUAAGUACUGGAGUUAUGCGUACACAAAUCAAAUGCCAGCUGAGAUAAAGGAAUGGGUCGAUGAUCACAUGAACUGUGAAGAUAUCGCAAUGAACUUUUUGGUAGCAAACUUCACCAAGAAACCGCCAAUCAAAGUGGCACCACGCAAAAAAUUCAAAUGUCCAGAAUGUACAAACACUGAAAUGCUCUCGGCUGACAUCAAUCACAUGAUGGAGCGAUCAGCGUGCAUCGAUCGCUUCGCCAAGGUCUACGGCACUAUGACACUACGGACAGUUGAAUUUAGAGCCGAUCCCGUGCUAUACAAAGAUAUUUUCCCAGAGAAAUUGAAACGGUUCAAUGCCGUUGGGAGUCUUUAGAGUUUAGAGAAUACGGUAUACUAUUUAACGUAAUUUUUGCGAUCCAGCAACUACCAAAAAUGAUUUAUCUCAAUUAGUGUCAUGUAGUUAUGUGUCUAUUUUGGAAAAUUUUCCGCAAAUAUAUCAACUACUAGAUGCAAUUUUUAAUCGUUUACGGAUAAUUCCAAAUGUCCAAGUCUAUACGUGUAUAUAUAUUUUAUAAAUAUGAAUGUUCACGAAAUAAUCGGUAGCUGUAGACUUCUAGAAGAAUAAAGCUACUACAAAUUUUAGUCUGAAAAUAAAACCAAUUCAUUAUUGUCGGUAGAA